Ectocarpus siliculosus is the source of this 4644-nucleotide messenger RNA. The record is from the annotation of a GenBank genome assembly. Lineage: Eukaryota; Phaeophyceae; Ectocarpales; Ectocarpaceae.
AUGAAUUAUCUGCUCUUGUCAGCGCUGGUACUAGUCUCGGCGGGAGGGCCAAUAUGGCCAUCGUGGGCACAAGUUGUUGCAUGCGGCACGUCUAGUGAUACAUCACCGCUUCGAGUCGAAAGCUCGGCCGACGCGGUUGUUCUCGGCGAUGUCGUCAACUGCACCGGCGGCGGGGCAGUGGAGGUCGUCUGGGCGGGGGCGAUUACUCUCGACACUGCCAUUUCUGUUGGGUCGGGGACGUUUCUGUCCAUCACCGGAGAAAACGACACAGCAGGGGUGCGGGGCGGCGGCCAGAUCAGGAUGUUCGGUGUUUCACCGGCGGGAGGUCUGACUCUGACGGACCUCAAGCUUUCGGGCGGCAGAGCCGCAAGGGGCGGAGCAAUUCGCUCCAGCAUGGCGGCGGUCACCCUCAACAGUUGUGCGUUCGACGGCAAUAUUGCCACCGAUGGGGAUGGCGGGGCCGUGUGGGUGGAAGGCGGGGAGCUGACGAUUGUCGGAGGAGAGUUCUCCGGGAACAGCGCUAGCGGGAACGGUGGCGCAGUUCUCGCCACUGACGCUGCGGUGGCCAUUGAAAACGGCACCCGGUUCGAGGGGAACAGCGCGAUCGAGGGCGGUGGUCUGUUCUGCGGCGGGUCAGAGAAUGCAACACUUCUAUCCGCUAGCGACAACGCUUCUUGCUCUCUCAACGGUGUGAUAUUCGCGUUUAACAACGCCUCCAGCGAGACCAUCCUCGACUACGACAACAUGGCGGCUCCCAGUACCCAGGCGCCCUUGAUCACUCUAUACGGGGGAGGGGGGGCAGCAUUUUAUCACACCGUCGUCAACAUCACGGAUUCCGUAUUCGAGUCUAACUACGCGCAGCUCUCGGGUGGGGCAUUGUUCGGAGGAACUGAUUCAGCCAUGGCGAUCGAUGGAGUCACGCUUGAGAACAACUUCACACCGGGAUUUGCGGGAGCGUUGGCUGCUUCGACAGCCACGCUUGGGGGGAACACGCUGUUCAUGAACAAUUCCGCGAUGCAGAGCGGCGGCGGGGUACUCGGGUGGGACUCGACUGGAACAGUCGAAUUCAACGAUGUUGUUUGCAGCAACAACACUGCCGGCGGAAAUGGCGGGUGCUUCUACGGCUCUGGGAGGGGCAUUUUGAACGCAGGGACUCUCAUGCGAAGCAACGGAGGCAUCUAUGGGGCCAGUGUAUUCGCAUUUGCGGGCAGCUACAUCAGCGUGGAGGGAGGCAAUUUCACGGCGAACAGGGCCGUGAGCAGCGGUGGUUUCCUGUAUGCCACGGACGGCGCGAACGUCACGAUUAAGGGGGCAGCGGUGUCGAACAACGUGGCCGACAGGAGGGCUGGCGCGGUGUACUGCUCUGGAGAGUUCCUGGAUAUGGGAGGCUCCAAAGUCACGAUCGAAGGAGGCACGUUCAGCAACAACGAGGCGCUGGAACUAGGGGGGGCAGUUGUGGCUUGGGGAGACACUACCGUCGUGACCAUCAAGGGGGGGGAAUUCCUGAACAACACCGCCAAGUUUUUCGGCGGAUUCAUCUUUCUCGAGGAAGAGGCUAGUCUCUCCUGCGAGGGUGCCAUUGUCCAAGCAAAUACCGCUGGCGAUCAGGGUGGGGGCAUCUACGCCCGAGACGCCACCUGGGUAAACUCCAGCUGUGACCUUAUUUGCAACCAAGCGCCACAGGGGGCCGCCGCUUACCUUACCAGCACCGUUCAGGUCGCCAAUUUCCAGAACCACACGGUAUUCGAUACCGAAACGUCUGGUAGUAGCGUGGUUUACGUUACCGAGACCUCGGUCAUCGCGUCAGACGUAAGCUUCCAGUCCGGGGGUAGCUUGCAGGAGGAUUCGUCCAACAGCGCCAUACAACUCGAGGGCGGAGCGACGCUGAUCGCCGAGGAUUGCGUGUUUGGCGGCUGGACGGGUGACAGCGUGAUCCAAAAUGCCAACCCCGCCGAAGGCUCCCUCGUGCUGGACAGCUGCGACUUCGGUGACACCGCUGCGGCCAUGGUAGUCACCUCACCUAACUCGGACGCCAGAAUCCGUAAUGCCCUUGUGGGCGAUCUCACCAUCGAAAACGCUGCUGUGGUGAACAACUCUCUUGCUCUUGUAGACAGAACCUUGGGCUGUGACAACCUGAACAUCUGUGGUUCUGGAGAAUGCGUGGAUAGCGCGCUUGGCGUGCUUUGCGAGUGUCUCGAGGACGACGAGUGCUUGGGCGGCGGUGGUGCUCUAUCCAUUGCAUUGAAGACACCUCCCCCCGACGUGACGUACAGUCCCGAUUUGGUGUAUUUCGAGCUCCUGGUAUCAGCAACAGCAAACGGAAGUACACCCGCCAUCUGGAACCUGACGUUCGAUGCAGACGAACUGUCCUUGCAAGUGCUUCCGUCUAGUGGAAUUUUGCCUCCCGGAGAAGACGCUACCGUGCUCGUUACCGGCAGCCCCCAGGGGCAAGAGGUGGGGGGUGAUCUGGUCAGCCAAUUCGUUGUCACAUCUGUUGGCAGCGGAACGCCGGACUCUACGACUGGUGUGGAUGUUGAGGUCUACUCGGCGUUCUACCUCUGCCAGGCGUUUGAGUACGCCAUGCCAGUGGAUGACGAAAACGCCGCUUUCUCUUGCGAGCAGUGUGUGAAUAUCGACGGUGCGGAGGGGCUGGACUGUGAGCUCCCUGGGGCGACGUUGGCUUCACUGCCUAUUCGGGAGGGUUAUUGGCGCUCUAGCAGGGAGUCGCUGAGCAUCCAUCAAUGCGUUCAUCAUACGGCUUGUGUUGGUGCAACUCAGAUUUCGAGCGCACAGGACUACUGCGGCGAAGGAUACCAGGGUCCAUACUGCACUGUGUGUACCGAGGGCUUCGGUAGGGGCGCCGGCAACACCUGCCACUCCUGCGAGGGUACCAAGUCGCGAUUGCUCAUUGCGGCAGGAUCGUUGUUCGCUCUCGUGAUUCUGCUGUUGGUAAUAUUGGCGGUGGUGUAUCUUGUAGGGGGUCUCGAUGCCGUUGAGGGACUUCGGCGGUCGCUUUCUACCAGAUCUGUGCUGUCUGGUCGCGAUAGCAGCUCACACAAGGUAGGGUCUUCGGGCAAAUCCAUCGGGAGGAAUGCGCUGACUGGCUCUGAGGUUGAAGAACGUAGGGGCGAGGGAGCUGCGUCUCGCAAGGGCGUCACAUCGGUGCCUAUUUCGGAGGUCGACGUUUCGGAGAUGAAAUCCGACGCGUCCAGCGAUACCGACGGCGAGGAUGACCACGCUCCGCCCAUGGCAAGGGGAGGCGACCAGCCGGGAUGUUGCGGACAGGGCGAGAAGAUCAAGCGGUGGGCUGCACGACUGCCGAUGGACAAGCUGAAGAUUUUGGUGGUGGUGUGGCAGAUCCUGUCGGUGUUCCCCAGCAUCACUGCCGUGGAUUUCCCCCCUGCUUACGCCCGGUUCUUGUCGUGGAUCGACAUGCUGAGCUUCGACCUUGGGCACGUGCUCUCAGCCUCGUGUGUCUUUCCCGUGAUGGAUUUCUACCAAAGCCUGUUGCUGACGACCCUUGGGCCUCUAGGGGUGGCCAUGGUGCUGGUGUUGACGUAUUGGAUUGCGAAGCGCAGGGCUGGGGCUGGAUCAGCCGGGUCUCUCAUGCGGAGGGCGGCGUGGUCGCGGCACAUGGCGGCAGGGCUGUUGCUGUCAUUCUUGGUGUUCAUCGCUACCUCUACCAUGGCGUUCAAGACAUUCGCCUGCGACGAUGAAGCGGUGGAGGGAAAGAGCUACCUCAGGGCGGACUACAGCAUACAGUGCCACACCGACAAGCACGAGUGGUACAAGGUCUACGCUGGGGUCAUGAUCAUGGUAUACCCGGUCGGCAUCCCCCUACUUUACGCCUUCAUUCUCUGGCAAAACCGAGAGUCGCUCAACCCUCGUGUGAAAACUGGCGCCGUCGUCAAUCCGAGAGCGGAUGGAAGCACAGACCGAAUUACUUACAAGGCUAACUCAGAGGAUCUCGAAGAGAAGUUGGAGAAGCGCAGGCGCAACCCUGACCUGAUCCCCUCCAUGUUCCUGUGGAAAGACUUCGGUCCCGAAAUCUACUACUACGAGGUGGUCGAGUGCGGGCGAAGGAUACUUCUGACAGGAGUGCUGGUCUUCAUCUCACCAAACACGGCAGCACAAGUGGCCGCAGCUUGCAUGUUUGCCUUCGUGAGCCUUCUGGGCUUUGAGCUCCUGCGGCCUCAUCUGGACCCCGUGGAUUCGUGGUUGUACCGCCUGGGCUGCUUGUGCAUCUUCCUGAGCAAUUUUCUAGCUUUGUUGAUCAAGGUGGACUCUGGAGUGGACGGCAACCACGAUGUCUUCGGUGCUAUCAUGAUCGGAAUCAAUAUGUUCCUCAUCAUGGCGGUGCUGCUGGCCUCAUGGUUCUCCAUGCAGCAGACGAUGGAUGAGUACGUUGUCGCGGCGGGGACCCUGUUGGCAUUUGAACAGCUCUCCGUCCACAGCGCCUCGCGCUCGCGCGCGUUGCAGACUUCAACCCCUCGUCGACCUCCUCUUCGGCCGUCGGUGGUACCAGCUUGUCUCGUUCGUGCCGACACGAAGGGGUCGGCCGGCACGGGGCGGUCGGAUUCCGGCCAAGAUUCCGUGCGGAGGGAAAGCCCGUGUAGCAGCGCCUUGGAGGAAGGAACGUCGUAG